AGGAGAGGAAAGGCGCCGGACUAGAAAAGUCAGCUCACGCGCCGACCUGUGUUGGCUGUUAAAAAAAUAUUUUUUUUUAAAAAAACGGCGAAUUCGCUGAGAAAACAAAAUAAUUUGAAAAUGCCCAUUUCUGACACCUCCACGUCUUCCGCUAAGAGCAUCCGUAGAGCAGCGUCAGAACUCGUCCGAACGGAAUCUCUUACAUCGCCAAGGUUCGUGGGAAGGCGGCAGAGCCUGAUAGAAGACGCGAGGAAGGAGCGCGAGGCCGCGGUUGCGGCUGCGGCUGCGGCCGCCGAGUCGUCGGAAGCGAGCGAGCCGAUAGUCUUCGAGGAAGAGGACGGCAAAGCGAUGCUCAACCUCUUCUUCACGCUGAGGAUCGCCACGAGCCCGGCGCUGUCGCGCGCUCUCAAGGUCUUCGAGACGUUUGAGGCCAAGAUUCAUCAUCUGGAGACCAGACCGAACCGGAAGUCCAGCGGCAAUCUCGCGGACCUCGACUACCUCGUGCGCUGCGAAGUGCACCUGUCAGACGUCAACACACUCAUCAGCUCGUUAAAGAGGACGGCAGAAGACGUCAGAACCACUAAAGAGGUCAAAUUUCACUGGUUUCCAAAGAAAAUCAGCGAGUUGGACAGGUGCCACCAUUUGGUUACAAAAUUUGACCCAGACUUGGAUCAAGACCAUCCGGGUUUCACGGACCCCAUCUAUCGACAACGAAGGAAAAUGAUUGGAGACAUUGCUUUCCGACACAAACAGGGUGACCCCAUUCCUAGAGUGGAGUACACUGAGGAAGAAAUAGCCACAUGGAGAGCAGUGUACAGCACUCUGAGUGAGCUCUACACCACGCACGCGUGCAGUGAGCACCUGGAGGCCUUCCGCCUGCUGGAGAGACACUGCGGCUACAGCCCCGACAACAUCCCCCAGCUGCAGGACGUGUCCCUGUUCCUCAGAGAGCGUACGGGGUUCCAGUUACGCCCAGUGGCCGGUCUCCUCUCAGCCAGGGACUUCCUGGCCAGCCUGGCGUUCCGUGUGUUCCAGUGCACCCAGUACAUCCGCCACGCGUCCUCCCCCAUGCACUCCCCCGAGCCGGACUGUGUACAUGAGCUGCUGGGUCAUGUUCCCAUGCUGGCCGAUAAAACGUUUGCCCAGUUUUCUCAGAACAUUGGGCUGGCUUCUCUGGGGGCUUCUGAAGAGGACAUAGAGAAGCUCUCAACGCUGUACUGGUUCACGGUGGAGUUUGGGCUCUGCAAACAGGGCGGAGGGGUGAAGGCCUACGGGGCCGGACUGCUGUCCUCCUACGGAGAGCUAGUGCACUCCCUCUCGGACGAGGCCGAGAGGAGGGAGUUCGACCCGGAGGCGGCCGCCGUCCAGCCGUACCAGGACCAGACCUACCAGCCCGUCUACUUUGUGUCCGAGAGCUUCACAGACGCCAAGGAGAAACUCAGGACGUAUGUGGCCGGAAUUAAAAGGCCGUUUUCGGUGCGGUUCGACCCCUACACCGAGAGCAUAGAGGUCCUGGACGACCCGCUCAAGAUUCGGGCGGGGUUGGAGACGGUGAAGGACGAGCUGAAGACCCUCACAGACGCCCUGAACGGGCUGGCGUAGGACGUCCGGCCAUGCUACCAUGCCCUACCCCCCAAUGCCCCACCCGGCCCCCACCUCGGCUCGCAUCAUAGCGUAAAAACUUUCAUCGUGUGCGUGUGCCUGCUCUGCAGCUGCUGACCAAUCCUCGCUCUUCGACGCGUUCCCCAGAAACAUGGCUGCCUAGCACCAGCAGCCAAUCAAAACGCUGUCGUCUCCACCUGAGUAAUAACGGCAAACCAACACGGAAAACUCCAACCCCUGUCAUUUUGAUACUGACUGCAUUUAGUAUUCCCACACAAAUGCAAAAUGCUGGUGUGUUUUACAGUGUUUCUGUCGAUCUCCAAAGUUCAGACAGACGUUACAGAUGAAUCAAAGUGCUGUCAUUGUCACGUUUGCAGUUGGAAGCUAACAAAAAAGAAGUCAAUUAUUAUUGUUUUUUUUUGGUUAUCUUAAAUGGUUUCUUAUAUAAACAACAUGGGGAGUGAAACUGAAAUCUGCCAUUUGAGAUUGUAAAUUAGCCGUUUUAACUGUAAACGCUGUUUUCUGCAGAUGUUGGGAGCUAAGAAAGCGCCUGCAUUUUGUUUGCUUUGCAUUUUGGCCUCCGAGCCAGCGCUAAAACCUGUUUUUGCUUCAGAGAAACAUACAAUACAAACAAUAAAAUGAUGAGGAAAAUCACUGACUGCAGUACAUCUGAGUGCUUAUAUCUGUCCUGAUUUCCCUUCUGUUACUUUAUGAGCCAAUGAGAGCAUUUCCAGUCUGCUGCACAUGGAUCUGACUCCAGUUUUGGCUUCGAGUGUGCACACU
Messenger RNA from Anguilla rostrata (American eel), 2385 nucleotides. RefSeq names its product tyrosine 3-monooxygenase-like. NCBI's taxonomy places the organism in Eukaryota, Metazoa, Chordata, Actinopteri, Anguilliformes, Anguillidae. Gene Ontology annotation, molecular function: iron ion binding; tyrosine 3-monooxygenase activity. Bases 121 to 1602 code for a protein of 493 amino acids. Gene Ontology annotation, cellular component: perikaryon; cytoplasm; axon. The record is from RefSeq and is a predicted model, not a curated record. Gene Ontology annotation, biological process: dopamine biosynthetic process from tyrosine. The transcript is spliced from 13 exons.